Messenger RNA from Symbiodinium sp. CCMP2592, 528 nucleotides. Lineage: Eukaryota; Dinophyceae; Suessiales; Symbiodiniaceae. The record is from the annotation of a GenBank genome assembly.
AUGAUCGAAUCUUCCCUUGGCCCCAUGGCAGGACAUGGUGUUUUCAGAGGUUCCUCUCCACCACGUCUUCUCCGCACAACAUGGGUGCUGGCUUUGUCUUCGGCGUGCCUAUUUGCCAGAAAUUAUGAGCAAGGAUUUACCGGCUGGUCAACUAGCCUUCGACCUUCACCUGUGGAAAGCGUUUCCCGUCAUGUUUCCACAAGGGAAGGGAAGCUCGGACCACGGCCAGAGCCUGACGAAGUGCGCACCGAAAGGCUUCUGAAGGAGAUCACCAACAACACACCUGGUUUGGCAAGAUCAGCUGCUCCACAAAGCGAAGGUGGCGGAGUUCGGCUGCUUUGGGCUCCCGAGCCCCAUGAGCGUGUGGACUUCGCUCUGUGGUUUGGUCCACUACCCUGCUUCCAGGUGGGCACCUUUCGCUACUGCUUCUGUCUUUCGCAGACCGUCGUGCUGACGGGGCUCCUUCUGGCCCUUGCAGUUGUUAUCCUGGGACCGGAGAUUUUGAUGUCGCCGCGAACUUAUGGCUAG